Messenger RNA from Rhinichthys klamathensis goyatoka, 2199 nucleotides. Its product is annotated as E3 ubiquitin-protein ligase TRIM21-like. The record is from RefSeq and is a predicted model, not a curated record. The transcript is spliced from 10 exons. The coding region runs from base 1 to 2199 and encodes 732 amino acids. Lineage: Eukaryota; Metazoa; Chordata; Actinopteri; Cypriniformes; Leuciscidae. Gene Ontology annotation, molecular function: protein binding; zinc ion binding.
AUGAGAAGAACCACCUUCAAUCAUCUCUGUGAGAGUCUUCGUCAAAGGCUGACUCGACAGGAUACAAGAUACCGCCUGGCAGUGCCGGUGGAGUUGCGUGUGGCGAUAUGCUUGUGGAGGCUGGCCACCAAUCUUGAGCUCCGAUCUAUCUCUCACCUCUUUGGUGUGGGAAUGUCAAGUGCCCCUGCCAUCAACGACAUCAUAAAGCCACAAUACCUACACAUACCAUCAGCUGCAGAAGUCAGAGAAAUAGUCAGAGGAUUCAGUGACAGGUGGGGGUUUCCACAGUGUGCAGGAGUUGUGGAUGGCACUCAUAUUUGCAUCAUGGCACCACCUCACAACCCAGCUGACUACUACAACCGCAAAGGCUUCUAUUCAGUAAUCCUGCAAGGUGUUGUGGACCAAAAUAUGAAGUUUUGGGAUGUCAACAUCAGCUGGUCUGGGAGGGUUCAUGACGCCCGCGUCUCAAACUCGUCUCUUUAUGAACGAGGGCAGAAUGCAACACUAUUGGCAGGAUGGCAAGAAACCAUUCAGGGUGUGCAGUUGGUAGGUGUGGAGACCGCUGUGCAACCCAGUCACCAGGAGCUGGAGGUGGUGGAUGGUAUUGAGGAUUUUGGGGAGCACAGGAUGCUGAAUGGUGUAGAGCUUGGUUUUGCCUCUUGUACUCCUGAAUUCUUCCAGCAUCAUUGGCCCUCCUCUUUCUGCUAUGCCGUGGCGUCCUCCAGUGAUCCUCCAGUGUUCUGUGACAUCUGUGAUGAAAGAAAGCAGAAAGCUGUGAAGACCUGCCUGACGUGUCAAAGCUCUUACUGUGACUCUCAUCUGGAGCCUCAUCACAGAGUCCCGCGUCUAAAGAAACACACACUGAUCAACGCUGUGGAAAAUUUGGAGGAUUAUAUAUGCCAGAAACAUGCGAGACCUCUGGAGAUGUUCUGUAGAGAUGAUCAGACGUGUGUUUGUCUGUCCUGCACUGAAGGAGAACACAGGACUCACAACACUGUUCCUAUAGAGGAGGAGAGUCGAAAGAAGAAGGUAAAGAGCAAACAAGGAUAUCAAGGACAAUGGGCUGAAGAACAUGGAUACAGGCGCUCAGAAGCCGGUGGAGCCGGCAGAGCUGGUGACCACAACGACGAAGCAGAAGACCACCAGGACAGAUCAGACUGGUCUGAUGAUCCCCAUAGCGGAUCAGCCAGAAAGUUGACUGACGUUCCUCAGAUGAUCCAGGGCAGAACAAAGAAGAUUCAAGACAUCCAGCACUCAGUAGAUCUGAAAAAGAAAAACAUAGAGAAAAAGGAAUCCUCCAAUGUUGAGCUCUUCACUGAUCUGAUCCACUCCAUUGAGAGAUCCCGGUCUGAUCUGCUGAAAAUGAUAGAGGAACAGCAGAGAGCAGCAGAGAAACAGGCUGAAGAUCUCAUUAAAGACCAGCAGCAGGAAAUCACUGAGCUGAAACAGCUCUCACACACUGACGAUCAUCUCCAUGUCAUACAGAUGUGCUCAUCCCUGGACAGUCGUCCACACACUAAGAACUGGACUGAGACCAGGAUUGACUCUGAUGUGAAUGUGAACUACCUGUAUAGAGCUCUGGCUGAACUGAACAAAACUAAUCGGAAAUUAAAUGAAAAACUCAAUCAAACUGGGUUGAAGUUUGUGCAGAAGUUUGCAGUGGAUGUGACUCUGGAUCCUGAUACAGCGAAUCCAUCCCUCAUCCUGUCUGAUGAUGGAAAACAAGUCAGUCGUGGAGACGUUAAGCAGGACGUCCCAGAAAACCCAAAGAGAUUUAAUGUGGGUUUUCGUGUUCUGGCAAAGCAGGGAUUCAGUUCAGGGAGAUUUUACUAUGAGGUGCAGGUGAAGGGAAAGACUGUGUGGGAUUUAGGAGUGGUCAGAGAAUCCAUUAUCAGGAAGGGGAGGAUCAUACUAAAACCUGAGGAGGGACUCUGGGUUCUGUGUCUGACUGAUGAGAAUCAAUAUACAGUUCAUGAUAAUCCAGCAGUUAAUUUCCCUCUGAGAGUGAGACCUGAGAAGGUUGGUGUGUUUGUGGAUUAUGAGGAGGGUCUGGUCUCUUUUUAUAACGUCAAGUUCAGAUCUCAUAUCUACUCUUUCACUGGUCAGACUUUCACAGAGAAACUCUAUCCAGUGUUUAACCCAGGCCGUAAUGAUGAAGGUAAAAACUCAAGACCACUGAUUAUCACACCGUUAAAAUAA